CAGCACUCCUGAAUGCUGGUGGUCAUUCUAGCCAAGUCUUCCAACCCAGCCAGUUUUAACCCGGCAUACACUCCAGAGUUUCUCCACCAUGAGCAAGUCCUACAGUGCCUCCGCCGAAUCGGCCUCCUCCUACCGCCGGACCUUUGGCUCAGGCAUUGGCUCCUCCAUGCCAAGCUCUCUGUUCUCCGGCCUGGGCUCCUCUGGCUCCUCACGCAUGUCCUCCAGAGUCUAUGAGGCGACCAAGAGCUCCAGCUCCCCUCUCUACUCCGGCCACCGCUCCUCUGCAUCCUCCUUCAAGGCUGGACCCGUGAUGCGCAGCUAUGCUGGUGAGAAGCUGGACUUCAACCUGGCCGAUGCCAUGAACCAAGACUUCUUGAACACACGCACCAACGAGAAGGCCGAACUGCAGCACCUGAAUGACCGCUUUGCAAGCUACAUCGAGAAAGUGCGCUUCCUGGAGCAACAGAACGCAGCUCUUGUCGUGGAGUUGGACCGCAUGCGUGGCCGCGAGCCCACCCGCAUCACCGAGAUGUACGAAGAGGAGAUGAGAGAACUUCGAAGGCAGGUGGAUGCAGUGACCAAUCACAGAGCUCGCGUGGAGGUUGAGCGGGACAACCUGGCUGAUGACCUUCAGAAGCUCAAACUCAGGCUUCAGGAGGAGAUCCACCAGAAAGAAGAGGCUGAGAACAACCUCUCCGCUUUCAGAGCUGAUGUUGAUGCUGCUACCCUUGCCAGGCUGGACCUGGAGAGACGCAUCGAGAGCCUCCAGGAAGAGAUCGCCUUCCUGAAGAAGAUCCAUGAGGAGGAGAUCCGCGAGCUCCAGAACCAGAUGCAGGAGACCCAGGUCCAGGUACAGAUGGACAUGUCCAAGCCCGACCUGACUGCUGCUCUGAGGGACAUCCGCAUGCAGUACGAGGCCAUCGCCGCAAAGAACAUCUCAGAGGCUGAGGAGUGGUACAAGUCCAAGGUGUCCGAUCUGAACCAGGCCGUGAACAAGAACAACGAUGCACUGAGACAGGCCAAGAUGGAGACCAUGGAGUUCCGUCACCAGAUCCAGUCCUACACCUGCGAGAUCGACUCCCUCAAAGGCACAAACGAGUCUCUGAAGAGGCAGAUGAGGGAGAUGGAAGAGAGGAUGGGCGGCGAGGCAGGAGGCUACCAGGACACCAUCAGCCGCCUUGAGGGCGAGAUUGCUAAAAUGAAAGAUGAGAUGGCCCGUCACCUGCGGGAGUACCAGGACCUCCUAAAUGUCAAGAUGGCCCUGGAUGUGGAGAUUGCCACAUAUAGGAAGCUGCUGGAAGGAGAGGAAAGCAGGAUCACUCUGCCUCCACAGUCAUUUUCUUCACUGAGCUUCAGAGGUGAUAUGAGAGAGACCAACCAAGAGCCGAUCCCACAGCAGCGUUCCCCUGAGGUCCACUCCAAGAAAACAGUUCUGAUCAAGACCAUAGAGACCCGCGAUGGAGAGACUAGAACAUCUAUUGAGGGAAUGAGUGCCAUGAGCGCUCAGUGUGUUGUCAGUGAAUCCACACAGCACCAGCAGGACAUCAUGUAAAUCCAGCAAGGAGAGCCAAGCAGUAUAUCCCAACAGAAUUCGAUUGCAUUUAAAACAAGGACAUUUCCAUCCUGCAGAGGCCUUCAGGGUUAGCCUUUUUGUAAUGCAUAAUCUCGCAACAUGACUCCAUGGCCCAUGACCCCAAGCAACUAAGGAUGAAUGUGAAGAUAAACUUGAAAGUGUGCAAAGAAAAGAACAGAUUAUUGGUGACGAUGAGCCCAUGGCAGGCAUUGCUAGAAGGAAUGUCAGUAUUAUUGUCAGCUGAAUUGUGUGUGCAUAUGUUCAUGUGUUUGAAUGCUUGUGAGCGUGUGGGUCAUAGUCCUAUUUUUACUGAGUCAUGUUCCAACAUGACAAAUCAACUCAGACAUAUGUACUGUAAAUUUUACAGAACACUAAUUUUUGGUUUUUGGAUUUGGUCAAAUCAUUAAAAAAAACUUGAAGCAGAACCAGUUCUGAUGUACCUUAUGUCCUGGUGACUUUCAGAAUAAAAUAUCAUUCCUUUGUGCUUACUGGAUCACUGAAAUUGGUAUUCUCUGUGCCAGGUCACAACAGCAUUGGUGCCUGUCACUCAAACGACAUAACACUCAAUGUUCAGUUUAUAAUUAGAAAUGCAAUAAACAUACCGCAAUACUGUGUAAAAUACUUCUGAAGUCAUGUUUUAUUGAAGAACUCCACUCCAAAUACUUGUAAUAAAGAAUAAAUAAACACCUGACCACC
Astyanax mexicanus (Mexican tetra) is the source of this 2269-nucleotide messenger RNA. It is a transcript of the gene desma, whose product is annotated as desmin a. Gene Ontology annotation, biological process: skeletal muscle organ development. The record is from RefSeq and is a predicted model, not a curated record. Gene Ontology annotation, cellular component: intermediate filament; sarcolemma; cell-cell junction. The transcript has 10 exons. Bases 89 to 1552 code for a protein of 487 amino acids. Lineage: Eukaryota; Metazoa; Chordata; Actinopteri; Characiformes; Acestrorhamphidae.